Molecule: messenger RNA, 3668 nt
Organism: Nematolebias whitei (Rio pearlfish)
Lineage: Eukaryota; Metazoa; Chordata; Actinopteri; Cyprinodontiformes; Rivulidae
Product: alpha-mannosidase 2
Exons: 23
Coding region: 1-3444 (1147 amino acids)
Biological process (GO): protein deglycosylation; mannose metabolic process; N-glycan processing
Cellular component (GO): Golgi membrane
Molecular function (GO): carbohydrate binding; alpha-mannosidase activity
Source: RefSeq, a predicted model, not a curated record
AUGAAGAGGGGGCGGGUCCUGGCCGUGCUUGUGGGCGGGGUCUUCUGCUUGGCUGUGAUUUCACUGUACCGCAUGCUGGAGAUGAUGCAGGGGGCGGAGCCUGAUCAUGGCAUGAACAUGCCUUACAAACAGGUGGAUGAAGAUUUGUCCCACCUGCAGCAGAAGAUUGACAAGUUGGAGCGUCUCCUCAUCAAUAACAAUCACCUGGUCGCUCGGCUGCGCGACACGCUGCUGCAUAAACAAUCAUCUAAGGGUAGGGGCGGGGCUAAUAUCAGCUCUGACUCCGCCCACAUCAGGGCUGGGCCUCUUCCUGGCUGCCAAUCGGCUGAGGAAAUGAAGGCUGAUGCUGCCGGCGUGCAGCUGCUGGAUGUUUAUGACUUGCUGCCCUUCGACAACCCUGAUGGCGGCGUCUGGAAGCAGGGCUUUGACAUUAAGUAUGACGGCGAUGAGUGGGCGGAGCAGCCCUUGGAGUUGUUUCUGGUUCCUCACUCACACAACGACCCUGGGUGGCUGAAGACGUUUGACGGAUACUACCAGGAUCAGACCCGACACAUACUAGACAACAUGCUCGUGAAGCUUGGCGAGGACAGCAGGAGGAAGAUGAUCUGGGCUGAAGUGAGUUAUUUCUCCAAAUGGUGGAGCGACAUCGAUGAUCAGAAGAGAGCGAUGGUGAAACGCCUGGUGGAGGCGGGGCAGCUGGAGCUGGUGACAGGCGGUUGGGUGAUGGCGGAUGAAGCCAACUCUCAUUACUUCGCUCUGCUGGACCAGCUGAUGGAGGGCCACCAGUGGCUGCAGACUCACCUGGGAGUCAAGCCGAGCAGCGGCUGGGCCAUCGAUCCCUUUGGCCACUCUCCCUCCAUGACCUACCUGCUGAAAGGGGCGGGGCUUAUCAAUAUGGUGGUCCAGAGGGUUCACUACGCUGUGAAGAAGCACUUUGCCCAGCAGCAGACGCUGGAAUUUCUAUGGCGACAGAGCUGGGACUCUUCCUCCCGCAGUGACAUCUUGUGUCACAUGAUGCCUUUCUACAGCUAUGACGUCCCACACACGUGCGGUCCGAACCCGGCCGUCUGCUGCCAGUUUGACUUCCACCGCCUGCCGGGGGGGCGUGUCUUCUGUCCAUGGAGAAUCCCGCCUCAGCCAAUCACAGACCAGAACGUCCAGGACAGAGCUCUGGUUCUGUUGGAUCAGUAUCGCCAGAAGUCUCGUCUCUUCCGCUCUUCAGUUCUUCUCGUUCCUCUGGGUGACGACUUUCGUUACGUGGAGUCCAGAGAAUGGGACGCUCAGUUCAGCAACUACCAGAAACUCUUUGAUUACUUCGACCGGCACCCAGAGCUGCACAUCAAGGCCCGGUUCGGGACUCUGGCUGAUUACUUUGCUGCUCUUCAUCGGCGACUGAGCUCCACGGGAACAUCUCUGCCGACGCUCCGUGGAGACUUCUUCACGUAUGCUGACCGAGACGAUCACUACUGGAGCGGCUACUUUACAUCCCGACCGUUCUACAAACGUCUGGACAGAACCCUGGAGUCCACGCUCAGAGCAGCUGAAAUCCUAUUUAGCAUCACAUUGGCUGAAAUACGCCGUUUUCGUGGCGACAGUCACAUGUUUGAAGGUUUUCCAGCGCGUGAACACUUCCAGCAUCUGACCACUGGGAGGCGGAGCUUGGGGCUGUUCCAGCACCAUGAUGCCGUCACCGGGACCGCCCGCGACCCUGUGGUGAUUGAUUAUGGAACCAGAUUGUUUCAUGCCAUCCUGAACCUGCGGCAGGUCAUACAGAGCUCCGCCCACUGGCUGCUCCUGUUGGACAAGAGCCAGUACCACUACGACCAAUCAAAACCCUUCCUGCACACGGACGAGGUGAUCUCAGCGCAGGAUGCUCUGCCUCAGAAGACGACGCUCGUACUCAGUGACAAUCCCAGGUUGGUUGUCUUUAACCCCACAGAGCAGCUCCGUACCUCCGUCAUCAGUGUUGUUGUCGAUUCUCCAGACGCUCGUGUAGUUGAUGCAGAAACUGGUCAGCCAAUGGCUGCACAGAUCUCUGCGGUGUGGGCGGAGCCAAGCAGAGUGUCUGCAGAGGCCUUCCAGCUCUCCUUCAUUGCUGAACUUCCACCUCUGUCCCUGGUCGUGUAUCAUGUGACCAAAGCCUCUCCUGGCUCCACCCCCAGGGCCCGCUACAACAUUCAUCGUCAUGGCAGCUCACUGACCAUACAGUCUGAGCACUUCCAGGUGUCUCCUCUGGAAGGAAAGGAGGUCAACACCCCUCUGACUCUGAGCAACAAGCACCUUCAGAUAUGGAGCUCCCCCGACACUGGCCUUCUACAGAAGGUCCGCCUUCAGUCCGGUCUGGUUCGUCAGGUCCAGGUCCAGUUCUUUUGGUACGGAACCAGAAGCUCAGCGAACAAAGACAAGAGUGGAGCGUACCUGUUCCUGCCGGGGGAGGAGGGGCCUCAGCCCUACUCAUCCUCUGAGCCCCCACUGGUCCGGGUCACUAGAGGUCCGGUCUUCUCUGCCAUCACUUCCUGCUACAAACACUUCACACACACGGUCCAGCUCUUCCACCUGGACGGGCAUGCUGGGAAAUCUCUGGAGGUUUUCAACGUAGUGGACAUCAGGUCAGAGGUCAACCGGGAGCUUGUUAUGAGAUUUGUCAGUGACGUUGUCAGUGGCAACCGUUUCUACAGCGACCUCAAUGGUUUCCAGAUGCAGCAGCGGCGGACCCUGGAGAAGCUCCCCCUGCAGGCCAACUUUUACCCGAUGAGUUCUUCUUCGUUCCUCCAGGACUCCAGGAGCCGCCUGACGCUACUGUCGGCUCAGAGUCAGGCCGUGGCCUCGCUGCACUCAGGUGAACUGGAGGUGGUGCUGGACCGGCGGCUGCAGCAGGAUGAUAACCGUGGCCUCGGUCAGGGCGUCACCGACAACAAGCUGACAGCGAGUCUCUACCACCUGUUGCUGGAGGAGCGCCAGGGUGGGGCUCAGGAAGUGGGAGGAGCCUCAAUAGAGCACCUGUCUCUGCUCGCCCACCUAACCUCUCUAUCGCUCUGCCACCCGCCAAUCACCAUGGUCGCUCCAAGUGACAGCCAGCAGCCGAAGCUCCGCCCCUUCCUGCCCCUGCACUCGUCUUUGCCAUGUGACAUCCACCUGCUGAACCUGAGGACGCUGGAGGACCCACAGGAAGUAGGAAGUCCAUCACAGGAAGUGGCUCUCCUCCUCCACAGGAAGGGAUUUGACUGUAGCUCCGUCCCCAGUCCUCAGCCUUCAUGCACAUGGAGCGUGCACGAGGAGGUGGACCUGGAGGGCCUCUUCGCUCCUCUUCGGUUCCGUUCGCUCCGACGUUCGGGCCUCACUCUGCUGCGUGACCACGAUGAGCCAGGCUCCGCCCACCAGCAGCGACACGUUGCUCGGCUGCGUCCGAUGGAGAUCAAUGCGUUCCGAGUUCAGAUGGACUGAACAGAUGGAGCUCCAAACAACGUCAGAUUGCAGCCAGAAGGUUUAAGCUGUUACACUUCAGACAGGAAGCAGGAGGUCAGGUUUUCACAAUAAAACCAUCAGAGGCCAGAUUUUCAUACACAAAUAAAACACUGAAGCUCUCGUUGCUACGGCAACACAAUAGGACCAAUCGACCAGUGAAUGUGCGUUUCCAUGGCAACGCUCUGUUACUGUACUACUUGUAA